This is a messenger RNA of Heterocephalus glaber (naked mole-rat), 1426 nucleotides long. RefSeq names its product charged multivesicular body protein 5 (gene Chmp5). The record is from RefSeq and is a predicted model, not a curated record. NCBI's taxonomy places the organism in Eukaryota, Metazoa, Chordata, Mammalia, Rodentia, Bathyergidae. Gene Ontology annotation, cellular component: multivesicular body. Gene Ontology annotation, biological process: late endosome to vacuole transport via multivesicular body sorting pathway; vesicle budding from membrane.
CAAGAAAUUCCAGCGAGCGCACUGCGAUUGCGCCUGGGUGGGCCGGAAAUUGAAGUGGGAGUAAUUCCGCUUCCGUUUUAGUUCCCCCCCGCUCAGUGUUUUGGGUUUCUUCGCGGCCGCUCAAGAUGAACCGAUUCUUCGGGAAAGCGAAACCCAAGGCUCCGCCGCCCAGCCUGACUGACUGCAUUGGCACGGUGGACAGCAGGGCAGAAUCUAUUGAUAAGAAGAUUUCCCGACUGGAUGCUGAGCUAGUGAAGUACAAGGAUCAAAUCAAGAAGAUGAGAGAGGGCCCUGCAAAGAAUAUGGUCAAGCAGAAAGCCUUGCGAGUUUUAAAGCAAAAGCGGAUGUAUGAGCAGCAGCGGGACAACCUUGCCCAACAGUCCUUUAACAUGGAACAAGCCAAUUACACCAUCCAGUCAUUGAAGGACACCAAGACUACGGUGGAUGCUAUGAAACAGGGAGUAAAAGAAAUGAAGAAGGCAUACAAGGAAGUGAAAAUUGACCAGAUUGAGGAUUUACAAGACCAACUAGAGGAUAUGAUGGAAGAUGCAAAUGAAAUUCAAGAAGCACUGAGUCGCAGUUAUGGCACUCCAGAAUUAGAUGAAGAUGACUUAGAAGCAGAAUUGGAUGCACUGGGUGAUGAGCUUCUGGCUGAUGAAGAUAGUUCUUACUUGGAUGAAGCAGCAUCUGCACCUGCAAUACCAGAAGGUGUUCCCACCGACACUAAAAACAAGGAUGGAGUCCUGGUGGAUGAAUUCGGAUUGCCACAGAUCCCUGCUUCAUAGAUUUGCAUCAUUCAAGUACAUCAUGUAAAAUAAACACAUCUUCUGGGACUGGGAAAUAUUUCCAAAUUUGCAACAGAUUUCAGUUUCUUUCCUUUUUUGAAGGAAAGGGUAAUUUUACUGCUCUUUCUUUUUUUUUUUUCCCAUUAAGAAACUCAUUGCUUGGAGGAAGCUUUCUUUGUACUAAAAUUUGAUUCUCUUUCUCUUGUGAAAGACUAACUUAAAAGAAUCUUUGGCUUUGUAUAACUUGUUUUCAUUCAUUAGUAAUUGAAAUAAAAUCAAGGAGACAAGAAUCUUUAGUAAGUUCUAUGACAGUAUAACUUUACAGUUUCAAUGUGACCUUGAUAAAUUGAUAAUAUAAAGAUGAGAUUUUUGAGACUGUUCAUAUUAUGUUUCAACACCAUUUUCUAUUGUGGUAUUAUAGGUGGCUUAAUGAUGGCAUUUUUGAUAGGUUUUGUGGUGUCUUGUGACCAAAUUACUGUGUCCAGUAUUGGAAUGGAAUUGUCACUACUGUAUCAUGAGUGGGUAUUUUAAUUCUAUGGUUUCUUCAGUAUUACAGCCUGACUUGUAAUCAAUAAUGAAUAUUUCUUGAUAUUUAAUGUAUAGGACAUUUAUUUAUACUCAAUAAAUAUUUUUCAAAAGGA